AUGCCUAGCAUCAGUUCCCUCGUUGGCCUCGCCUCUCUGGCGAGUGCCGUCGCCGUCGGUCACGCCUCGCGCCAGACUGCGGGCCAGUUCACCGUACCCGUCCGGUACAACCCCAACUUCCAGAUGGCUGUGCCGGCCGGCGCCGACGAGGAUAUUCUCGGGCGCCGCGCAGACCAGGGUGAAGCCGACGCCAUCAACAGCCAAGAACGGCCCAACGCCGAGUACUACAUUGAGUUGGCCCUCGGCACGCCCCCGCAGAAGCUCAACCUCGUCUUCGACACGGGCUCGGCGGACCUGUGGGUGUUCGGCGACGCCGCACAGGGUGCUGUGCCGGCGGGCACGGCCCGCUGGAACCAGAGCAUGAGCUCGACGGCGAAGCUGCUUGCCGGCGCCACCUGGGACAGAGGCUACGCCGACGGCUCCGGCGCCAGCGGUAGCGUGUACCACGACCUUGUCGGUGUCGCCGGGCUGCAGGUCCCUGACCAGGCCAUCGAGUACGCCGACAAGGUCCGGCCGCUUAGUGAUGGCCGGGACAUUCUCGCCAGCCCUGUGUCGGGUAUUGUAGGCUUCGGCUUUGACAGCAAGAACAGGGUCAAGCCGAACAAGGAGAAGACGCUCUUCUCCAACAUGAAGGCCCAACUGGCCCAGCCUGUCUUUACCGCGGACCUGAAGCAAAAGGCCGACGGCACCUUUGGUUUCGGCUUCAUUGACGCGUCCAAGUACACGGGCGACAUCACCUACAGCAAGGUGGACAACUCCAAGGGCAACUGGAUGUUUACGUCGCCUGGCUACGCCGUCGGCGACGGCAGCACUUUUGUCAACUUUGAUAUGGAGGCCAUCAUUGACACGGGCGCAGCCGGCGCGCAAGUCCCCCGGCAGGCGUUUUUGGCUUACGUCAAGUCCGCGCCCGGCAUCAAGAAUACGAUGCCCUGCAACUUCAAGCUGCCCGAUUUCUACUUUGGAAUCGGCAACGGGCAGACGAUCAAGGUUGACGGCGAAGCCCUCAAGCAACCCAUUGGCUCUGGCAACUGUCUGUUCAAGCUGUCCAACGGCGGCAAUACCAAGCGUGCCUUUUUCGGCUCCCCUUUCCUGGCCAACGCGUUUGUCAUCUUUGAGGACGGCGCUCAGGGCCCCCGUGUUGGCUGGGCCAAGUCGGCUUAA
Cordyceps militaris CM01 is the source of this 1161-nucleotide messenger RNA. Its product is annotated as endothiapepsin precursor. The transcript is spliced from 2 exons. The record is from RefSeq and is a predicted model, not a curated record. Lineage: Eukaryota; Fungi; Ascomycota; Sordariomycetes; Hypocreales; Cordycipitaceae. Gene Ontology annotation, molecular function: aspartic-type endopeptidase activity. Bases 1 to 1161 code for a protein of 386 amino acids. Gene Ontology annotation, biological process: proteolysis.